Molecule: messenger RNA, 1174 nt
Organism: Armigeres subalbatus
Lineage: Eukaryota; Metazoa; Arthropoda; Insecta; Diptera; Culicidae
Gene: Polr3F
Product: DNA-directed RNA polymerase III subunit RPC6
Exons: 2
Coding region: 188-1099 (303 amino acids)
Biological process (GO): transcription by RNA polymerase III
Cellular component (GO): RNA polymerase III complex
Source: RefSeq, a predicted model, not a curated record
UUUUACACCGCACAGAUGCUAAACGAACUCAUUUACACCGCAUACCGAACACAACAAACAACUGUCAUCAAGUUUCCAAGCAUUUUCUGGAUUUUCGUAAUAAUCCGACGGAGAUCGAAAUCAGUAUCCAGUUGUACAUGCGUUGUUCGUUGUGAAUCUAAUCUAGCUUCGAAACGGUGCCUCAGCAAUGUCUGAAGGAGAUUCUGCCUCAAUGGAAGAUGCGGCGACGAUCGGCUUUCAGAUCAUCGCCCUGGCCAAGGACAAGCCGGGUGGCAUCAACAAUGACGAUCUGGUGGCAGCCAUACCGGAAGUGAAACCGGAACACCGCGUCCAAGCUUUGAACAAACUUCUUCAGGAGGGUGUGCUGGAAAUUCUAAAGAAAGGAACUACGCUGAUCUACCGUUUGAAGGACCCAUCGAAGAAGUCUUCCGCACCGAAAGACAUCGACAAUGAGGAAAAGAUCAUCUACAAUAUCAUCGAGGAGGGAGGCAACAGAGGCAUCUGGAUCAGAGACAUACGGGUGAAAUCGAAUCUGAUUAUGACUCAGCUGAACAAAGUGCUGAAGCAACUGGAGAAUAAGAAGUUGAUCAAGGCUGUCAAAUCAGUUAAUGCCAGCAAGAAGAAAGUUUACAUGCUCUACAAUCUAGAACCAGAUCGGUCCAUCACCGGAGGUGCCUGGUAUCAAGACCAGGACUUUGAGGCGGAAUUCGUGGACGUACUGAACCAGCAAUGUUUGCGAUUCCUUCGAAUGAAACGUGAAUCGGCCAAAGAAUGCCGUGAUGGGCCACUGGCAGUGCAAAAACUUUCCUACUGUUCGGUGAGUGACGUUCACAAGUUCAUCUCCGAGCUGGGCAUCAGCAAGAUCAGCCUGGACGAAGAUGACCUCGAGACCAUUCUGAAGACGGUAGUUUACGACGGCAAGGCGGAAUCGAUUCCCACAGCAGAGGGGAAGCAUUUAUACAAGGCAAUCGAAGCACCGCUCUCCUCGCCCGGACUGGUUCAGAUGCCGUGUGGAAUCUGUCCGGUGAUUCGGAACUGCUCGGAUUGUGGGGCGAUUACCCCAAAGCUAUGCUCGUAUAUUAAUGAAUGGUUGGAUUAGAUCAAACUAUUUGACUUUUGUAUUGAACUGAAGUAUCACAAUCAUAAUAUUCUUUGGCAAUAACCCCAACAAGAA